This is a messenger RNA of Cherax quadricarinatus, 10017 nucleotides long. The record is from RefSeq and is a predicted model, not a curated record. NCBI's taxonomy places the organism in Eukaryota, Metazoa, Arthropoda, Malacostraca, Decapoda, Parastacidae.
CUUGACAACCUUUAUCCCCAGCAACAACAACAACAAACUGAUGCAAGAACUUUUCUUUAUUUUCGGCAUAUAUAAUUACUAGUACUGAGAGCAGUAUCUCCAGGUCUGACAUGUUAUCUUUUACGAUAAAUGGUGAUGAAAGGAUAGUGAAUCUGCUUCAGUUGGUAGCUGUGUGAUGCAACACACUUUACCAAGCUAGUCUUCUACCCUACUCGAGAAAAUUCAGAUAUUCAUGUGGAAGUGAAUUGCUACGAGAAUGAUAAGGGUUUUCAUUUCUGUAAUUCAUUCAUUUAUUAUUUGUACAUAAGCUGCUUCUGUCUUUCUGUUACAAAAUGAAGGUGAAAAUAAUGUUAUAGAAAAAUAAUACAGUUAUAGGAAAGAGGAUUUGCUGCUGGUUUAUCAUCUAUCAACUUAAGAUUUGAUAAUAAAUAAAGCUAAAAUUACUGCUAACAUUGAUAACAAAAAAAUGAAAGCUGGUAAAGAUUCCAAAACUGUGCAAGUGUUGGUACCAAAUACAGAGGAAGUUUCACCAGUGAAAGAUAUUCUUCAUAUUACAACUACAAAUAUGACAGUCACAGCUUCAACUGCAAUUGAAUUAAAGCAAAAGGAAAACGGAGACUUGGUUAAGAGUAAGCUUACAGAAAGUAUUAUGAUCAAGGUUAAAGAUAAUGAAGCCUCAAAAAAUGUAGAGGCUGAUACUGAUAAAUGUGCAUUAACUGAACUUGACAAAGAACUGUCAGUAUUAGAAGGUAAAAACACAGACAUAAUACUUCAUAAUACAAGAAGGAGUAAGACAGAGCAAAUUAGAAUUAAAACAAAUAGUAAAAAAAUAGCUAAAUAUAAGUGCAAAUUUUGUGGCAUCUCUUUGCAGACAACUUCCACUCUCAGAAGUCAUGUGAUGACUCACACUGGAGAGAAACCUCACAGUUGUCCAUACUGUAGCAUGACUUUCCGUCAGUCUCAUCAUUUGACAGAGCAUCAGCGUACACAUACAGGUGAACGGCCUUUUGAGUGUGAACUGUGUGAGGAUACCUUUACGACAAUGUCAGCCUUAAAGUUGCAUGUGAAAGUACAUAAUGGGAUAAAAAAUCAUAAGUGUCAUAUAUGCUAUGUAGCAUUUUCUAGUGGUGGGCAGUUACGAAUCCACUUGCUUAAACAUGAAGAUAAAAUUUAUGAAUGCUCUGAAUGUGGGGACAAGUUUAUAACUGAGCCUAGACUUAAACGUCACCUGAGAAUACACACUGGAGAAAGACCAUUUCAGUGUGAGGAAUGUGGAGUAUCAUUUCGUGAGGAGACAACAUUAAGGGCUCACAUGGGUACCCAUCUUUCUCGUGGACCUUAUCCUUGUGAAUUGUGUGAAAAAGUAUUUUCACGUCUAAGUAGUCUUUCAUUACACAAGAAAGUGCACAACACUAAUGGCACUUACAGGUAUGUAUCUCAGAAAAUACCUGCACAAGAUAAUGACAAUUAUAUUAAUAAAACACUUAAUGAAAAUAUAUGUUUGAAAAAUAAUGUUUCUGAAAAGUCAGAAUCUAGAAGUAAAAGUAUAUCAACUAAAGAAAAGAACUUUAGAAACAGCACUACAGUGCUCUCAUCUGACACAUUUUCAUCCAUUCAAAAUAUGCAAUCACAAGACCUGGAUUCAGAUUUUAUCAGCAACAUUCAACCAUCAGCCACUAUUACAGGAAAUGCCACGACAGAGGUUGAACAGAUGACAAAUAUACCUCAUCCAGAUAUUGUGCGGGAUGCUUUAGCCACAGGCACUGUGUUGGAAUCCCAGGGAGAGGAUGGACAAGGAUACUUGAUUGUACUUCCAAAAGCUCUAGCAGAGAAAGAUUACACUCUCAUAACCUUUCCUCCUCUUCCUAAACCUAGGUCACCACCUAUAUCAGAAACUGUAGUGCUGCAGGAAACUGAAGAAAUAGGACAUAGCAACUGUGACUUGCUUGUUUGGGAUAAUGGUCUAGAUUCUGUAACAGAAGUUACAUUUGAACCUGAAAAAGAGCUAUUUCCUGCUGAAGAAAUGGAUAAUAAAACUAAAAAACAGAAAAGGCAAAAAAUUUCAAAAGAUGAAGAGAUGAUUAUACAUGAUUUACACACAAAUAAAUCUAUUAAAUUUAAACGAAAAGAGAAAAAAAUAUUGGACAAAAAGAUUCGUAUUCCCAGAUCAUAUGAGUGUGAACAGUGUGGCAAGGAUUGUAAGACAUCUUCCAAUUAUAUUAUACACAUGCGUACUCAUACAGGAGAAAGACCAUAUUAUUGUGAUUAUUGUGGAAUAGGGUUUAAACAGAUAGCCCAUUUAAAAGCUCACGUAAGGAUACACACAGGAGAGGAACCAUACAGGUGCAAUCUGUGCGAUGCUGCAUUUAAACAAUCUUCACGACUAAGAUGUCACCAGAGAACCCAGCAUAUUGAGGGAAAGGUAAAGAAAAUGAAAAUUGCCAAGAAAUGCUUUGUUAGAAAUUUUUAUUGCAAGAUUUGUGAUAAAACAUUUCUGGAUUCUUGCUAUAAAAAACAGCACAUGCAGACACAUGCAGAUGAGACACGAUACAAAUGUAACAAAUGUGAUGCUAUAUUCAAAACUAAAAACAGCUUGAGGAAACACAGCAAGCUACAUGUAGAUGAUAAUGGGGGUAUAUGUGAAAUGUGUGGUUUACAGCUUAAAAGCGUCAAGGCUUUAAAUUUGCAUAAACAAACAUCACAUAAUAUAGAUAUUGAUGAUCUUAAUAAAGAUGUAUCUCAUUUAUUGGUUGGAAUAAAAGAUGAGGUUGAAGAUGAUGCUCCAAGCAGUGAUGACAAUAAAGAAGGCAUUAUAAAGACUGCCUCUGUUUCAGAAAAUGGUCAGUAUAAGCACAAAUGUUCAUUAGAAGUUGAUUCAGGAUGUGCUGAGAAUACACUAAAAACUAAGAGCAGUAUCACAGCUGUUUUAAAACAAUACCAGUGUACAGUUUGCAAGAAAAAUUUCAAGCAAAGUUCCAAUCUUAAAACUCAUAUGAGAAUGCAUACAGAUGAGAGACCAUACAGGUGUAAUGAUUGUGGUAGUGCUUUCCGUCAAAUUUCCCACUUAAAAGAUCAUGUGAAGAUGCAUACUGGAGAAAAACCUUUUAGAUGUAGCAGUUGUUCAGCAGCCUUCACUCAAUCCUCUGCAGUAAAAUAUCACAUUAAAAAAUACCACCAAGGAAUGGCCCAUGUGAUGAAAGAGCAAAAAAAUAAACAUUUACUUGACAAAGAAUUUAUACUUCUUGAAAAAAUAGGUAAUUUGAAUGAGGAUCCUGUUGUAGUAAGUAUUGACAAUGGAAAUACAGUAUUAGUAGAAUCUAAAACCUUUGAGAAUGAUAUUGAAAUUUUCAAAGAUAAGAAAAAAGAACAUUGUGUGAAGUGUGGAAAAUACAUCCAUGAAAAUGAAGAGCAGAAGAAUAUAUGUAAAUGUUCUGUUUAUGGAAAACCAUCAAAGGUUUUAACACCCAGUGUAAAAUGUGAAGAAGAAUUGAGUGAAGAAUAUAUUGAAAUCUGCAUUGAUCAUUAUAAACAAAAAGAAACUCAUUUUAAAAAUGACUCCUUAGAAACUGUCAUAAAAAGAAAUACUGAAGAGAAAGUUGAAAUAUUUAAAGGCAUAAGUAAAGUUUGUAAUUCUAGUGAAUGUGAGGAACCAUGUAAAAAAUAUGAUAAGAAAGACAAAAGGGCAAAAGAAAAUAGCUGUAAUGGGAAUACCUGCACUGCAUGUGGAAUAGUUUUUAGAAGAGCUUCAGCACUUAGGUUUCAUAAACAGAUGAGUCACAAAAAUAGUUUUGAUGAGGAACCUGGCUUAGUUUUGAACUGCAAUAGUGAAAAUGUUGAUUUUGGGAAGAAUAAUAGAGUAAAACAUUCAAGUAAGCUCAUUAAAAAGAUGUUGGUAAAACAGUCUCAAUAUCAACCUAUAAAUUUUCCUUUCAAAACUGAAGGGGAGAAAGAAGACCAUAACAUUUGUAAGAUAGAAUAUUGCAAGUGCUCUUUUUGUGGUGAAAAAUUUUCAGACUUAUCAAAGUUAAAUGAACAUGUUAAUAAAUUGCACCCAGAGAAAAUAUUCACUGAAGAACUGCAAGCAACAGACAAUAGUAACAUAAACCCUACUCUAACAAGAAGUGCAUCUGAUAAUUAUAAGGUUAACUCAUGGACUAGAAAAAUAAAAAGAGAAAAUGAAGGAAGUGCUGUAGCAAAUGUAGUAAACAGCAAUAAUGUUAGGGAAAGGGAGAUAUAUUUGAAGGAAAACAGUCAGUAUAAGUGCCAGGGAUGUGGAAAAUCUUUCACAAGAUUGGCCAAGUUAAAGGACCACAUAAAUAGCUGGUGCAGUGAAGAGCUCUUAAUCCAAGGAAACAGAGUUACUUUACCUUUUCUGGGACCAAACCACAGAACAGGUGGUGAGUCAGUCACAAAACUCCAGGCCAGUGAUUUGCUCCUGUACCACAGUCUCAGAUCAAGACUUGUAGUAAUGGAAGAGGCAGAUCCUAUGGCGGUCAUGAUCAGUGUGAAGAGACCUAGCAGAAAGAGGCAUGUAUUAUCAAAGAAUUCUUUUGUUGAUAGUGAAUCAAAAAUUUUACAAAAUAUUCAGGCAUCAUCAGACUCCGUAUAUGAAAGUAAGAUAAAAGAAGAGGCUGAAGAUGAUCCCAGUGAAGCAAAUAUAAUAAUUUCUGAUUACGAAAUAUUUUCUGAGGAUAUUAAAGAUGAAGUGCCAGGUGAUGGAGCCAAGGUGAAAAUGAGAAAAGCAGGAGAAAAAGUGUAUCCAUGUGAAAAAUGUAAUUUGAUAUCACAGUCAUCGGCUAACUUCAAAAAGCAUGUGUUAACACAUUCAGGGGAAAAACCUUUUAAAUGUGAUGUAUGCCAAAAGGCAUUCAGACAGAGGCACCAUUUAACUGACCAUCAACGAACACACACAGGCGAACGUCCCUUUGAGUGUGAAGAAUGUGGUUCUAGGUUUGUCCAGAAGUCCUCUCUAAAUUUACAUAGAAAAAAACAUUCUGGAAAGAAGCUUUAUUCUUGCACCAUGUGUGAUCAUUCUACAUAUGAGAAGAUGCAUCUAAAAAUGCACAUGAGAACCCAUACUGGUGAAAAACCAUAUCAGUGUGACAAAUGUGGCAGAACAUUCUCAAAUUCAACACGACUAAAGUUCCACAGAAUGAUACAUACUGGAGAGAGGCGAUACAAGUGUGAGGAAUGUGGUGUAUGCUUUCGGGAAAAGGUUACCUUGCAGAAACAUAAAGGAGUCCACAUAAAUUUAGGACCGUUCACAUGUGAGGAGUGUGGGAAGGCGUUUCCUCGACUGGCUGGCUUAUCUCUGCAUCGGAAAAUUCAUGUCAGCAAGAAGGAUUAUCUGUAUGUGGUUAAGAAGGAACCACACGAACCUUUAAAAUCAACACCAUCAAAUGCAUCUAGAGAAACAGUUAUAAAAAAAGAAAAUAUUCCAGUUUCAGAGAUUAUGCCAAUUAUAGGGCAUGAAGCAGAAAAUAUAUCAAAUUCUACUUUUAACUCACAAGAAAAUGCAAAGGUUACAGAACAAAUAAGCAGUGCACUAGUUUCAUCUGAAGUUCCGAUGCCAUUAAUAAAUACUGAGUGUAACCAGGCAAGUAUAGGAGAAGCUACUGAUUCACAUUCAUCCUCAGUGCUUGGUAAUAACUUAAUUAUUAAUAAUAAUGUUAUACACAUCUCUGAAGACGAUAGAUCUCAAAAUAAAUUAAAGGAAAAUUUAGCAUGUAAUAUAUCUGAAGAAAAUGUACCAAAUGUUGGGAAUGUCUUGCAUCCUGACCAAGUGCGUGCAGCACUGGAGAGUGGAACAGUCUUGGAAACUCAAGGCCAGGAUGGUAAAGAAUUUUACAUAGUUUUACCACCGUCUCUAAAGAAUAAAGAAAUUACAUAUAUAUCUGACCCAGCACAUGCCAGUAGUAGCAUUAUGACAGUGGCACAGUCUGCAGCUGAUGUUGCACUGGAUAUCCAGGGACCUGACAAUGAGACCUCUGUAGAAUGUGAUUCUAUAAAAGUGUUAUCAGAUGAUGAUCAUAACAGUUUUAAUGAUGCCUAUCCAAAUGUAGUUCAUGAACUUAUUGAAAAUGAUAUCUGUGAUUAUCCGGGAGUAUUAGAAGAAGCACAUACAGUAGCUGACAGUUAUUCCAUACAGGUGCAAGAGGAAAUUCAUGAUUUCUAUCAGAAUCAUGAUGCAACUGUCAGCUAUCCUGCAAAACUGACCUACUAUGUACCUAGAUAUUCAGAAGUUGUACAAGAGGAGAUUCACCCAGAUGGUACGAGUCUUGUGGUGUGUAAGGAAGAACCAGAGUACAUAAGAGAGAUAACAUAUGUGAUAGAGGAAGGAACUAACAAUCCCAUAAAGAUAUAUACUCGGGAUACAAAGUUUUGCAAAGAUUUGAGGAGCUCUAUAAAUAAAUCAAAACACAAAAAAAAAUUCAAAGAAAAUGAAUACCAUACUGAUGAUACAAAUCUCAGAAAGCAGAAAUCUGAUUUUAGGAGACCAAUGUCUGUUAAGCCAAAAAUAAGAGAGAAAAAAUGUAAAGAAAAAAAGCCUAAGACCCGGAAAGUUUAUGACUGUCAACAGUGUGGAAAAGUUUGUAAAACAUCUUCAAAUUUUAUUUCUCACAUGCGAACACAUUCUGGAGAGAGGCCUUAUUUUUGUGAUUUAUGUGGUAUGGGGUUCAAGCAGGUCGCACAUCUGCGAUCUCAUAUAAGGAUUCAUACAGGAGAAAGGCCUUAUAUUUGUAAUAUCUGCCAUGCAACUUUUACCCAGUCUUCAAGAUUAAAUUCUCAUAAAAAAUCUAAGCAUGCACAGAAUAAAAUUCUUGUAAAGAAAGAAGAGAAACCAUUGGGUGAUUUCAAGGUAAGGAAUUUUUAUUGUAAAUUCUGCAAAAAGACUUUCAUUAAUGAAUGUUUCAAGAAAGACCACAUGAAAAAACAUUUAUCAUCACAACCGUAUGAGUGUAAAAUGUGUGGCCUUUGUUAUACAAGAAAGAGCAGCAUGAUGAAGCAUAAUCUUAAACAUGCUGAUCAUAAAUAUAUCUGUGAAAUUUGUGGGUCUAGCUUCUUUCAACUUUCUUCUUUGCAAAAUCAUCGGAGUGUGGACCAUGAAGAGGCCUUAACAGAGAGUGGCACAUCAGAAGUUUGUAGCAGUAUCAAAACAGGAGAUGAAAAGGAACUAAUUAGCAAUCCAUCCAUUAAUAAUAAUAAAAAUGAAGCUAGUGAUGGUGCAAAAGUGCGGGAAGAAAUUAUAAGUGAAACCAAUGCAAAUUAUAGUCAAGUGAAAGAAGAAGUUACUGAUAUCAUGGAUGAAGAUGUCUGUGUAAAAUCUGAGGUUGUAUCAGCAACAGAUAUUGGAGAAACACCUGUAAAACAUGAGGUAACAGAAACUACAGACAUGGUAAAGGAAGGAGAGGGUCAUUUAAAUGAAGGUAAUGUGUCUGGUGUCGAGACUAAGAAUGACCCAUCAGCAAUAUUAGACUCUGAAUCUCUUGCACUACAUUCAACACAGCCUAUAAAAGAGGAGUUUAGUAAAAUAAAGACUCAUCCUACUUACAUUGAUAAAAUUGGAAGGAAAAUUUGGGCAUGUAAUGUUUGUGAUAAACCAUUCUUGCAGUCCUCAAAUCUUCAUAGCCACAUGAGAAUGCAUACUGGUGAAAGGCCAUAUAAAUGCAAUUAUUGCCAUCAUGCAUUUAAACAAAUUACACAUCUAAAAGAUCACAUGGGUAGGCACACAGGCUUCAAGCCUUAUAAAUGUGGAGAGUGUGGCUCGUGCUUUUCCCAGAGGUCUGCAGUGACACGUCAUAUAAAAAAUUUGCACAAUGAUAAUGCUGUAGUUAUAAGAACGAUUGAGCCAUUAUCAAGUGAAUGUAAGAGCUUGACUCUUAUUAAAUCUGACAGUCAGUCAGAUGAUUCCCAGCACUCAUUGCCAAAUGGAAAAAUUAAUUUAAGACCGUAUAGAAAAAGAAAGUUAAAUGAAGACAGCAAUUCAAAUUCUGAAACAAAGACAAAAAUCUGUGAUAUAUGUAAAAGAUCAUACAAAUUAAAGUACUUCAGGUCUCACCUGCGCUGUCACACUGGAGAACGGCCCUACAAGUGCAGUUACUGUACGGAAGCUUUUAGACAGAAAGCUCACUUAAAUUCUCAUGAGCUUCGCCAUACAGGGGAAAAGCCUUUUGUGUGUAAGCACUGUGGAGCAUGUUUCACCCAGUCAUUUAAAUGUAGUACUCACAUGAAAAAGUGCAUGGAAAGGGAAAACAAUAUUCACACCAAAUCUGCCAAAAAGUAUCAGUCUGCAUGUGGAACCAGUUUUAGAACAUAUAUCCAGUUAGCUAAACACACAAAAGAACUGAGGCUUAUAGACAAUAAUGAGAAAAGCACAGACAUUAGUGAUCUAGACAUUUUGCUUGGUGAGGAAAGUGAGAGUGAGUGUAACUUUAAGAGAAGGAAAAUGAGUGUCACUAAUAAUGACUGGAAUAUGACAAUCAAGACAGCACAGUCCAGUCAAGUGUCUAUUGAUAAGGCAUUUACUUGCAAUAAAUGUGAUAUGACAUUUGAAAACUUUGCCAAGUAUAAAAUACACAUGCAGGAGCAUGGAAAUGUGCUACAGAUUUGUGAGGAUUGUGGAGUAGUGUUCAGAAGGGCUUCUGCUCUACAGUCCCAUCAGAGACUGAAGCACAGGAGAGAAGACCUGAGCUGUAAAGAGUAUAAUUAUGUUGAUCAAGAACACAUCAAGGAAAAUCAGUUAAUUAAGGAUGUUAUUGUUCCAAUUCCCUUAAAAGAAGAAGAAAGAGGGUCUUAUGAUGAAAAUAAGGGAAAACAAACUAAGGGAGUUGAAGUGAAUGUUAAACAAGAAUGUGUAAAUGGUAAAGCAGGAAUGGAAAAAGGACACAUUAAAGAAAAAGUAGAGAACCCUAGAAGAGGAAGUGCAGUGAAGAAUGUAAAAAAAGCUGUGAGUCAAGUAAAACUAAAGGUAGUCAAAGAAAACAAUAUUGAGAGCAAUACUGAAACUUUAGGAGCAUCAGGAAGAAAGAGAUUGGGAGCCUCAGGUGUACUACCUGGUGAAAGGUUAAAUACAGACUCAAAGAAAUGCGACGUUGACCAACAUGAAGUAUCACAAGAAUCAUAUUUGUGUACAGCUUGUGGGAAAACAUUCACACGAUUCUCUAAGCUUAAGCAUCACAUUGGAAUGUGGUGCAAAGGAUUUUCCAGACAUGAUACAGUGAGUGUUUCUGAAAACAAUCAGCUUACACAGCCAUUUUUGCAGACAUCUGAAAUAAUUAAAAGAAAACAUAAUAAUGAAACAAAAUCCACAGAAAAAGAUAUUUUAUUGUCAGAUGCAGUGAAUGCUGAAAAUAGCAGAUGUGAGGGAACUAGUGAUAUACUUUCUUGUGCAUGCCAAUCUGACCAGAUAGUUGCAGUAAAUGAGGAAAUAAAAUCAGAGGAUGAUAUAAUUCUGAAUGAAGUAAAGAGUACAGAAUUAUGAAAAAAAGAAACUUAUGUAAAGAAUAUUUAGGCAUCCUAACCACUGUAAAUAUUGUAAAGAUUGUUACGUAUGUUUUACAAGGCCUUGUUCUGACAAGGCCUUGUUCUUACAAGACCUUGCUCUAACAAAACCUUUUUCUAACAAGACCUUGUUCUUACAAGACCUUGUUCUUACAAGACCUUGUUCUUACAAGACCUUGUUCUUACAAGGUCCUGUUCUGACAAGGUCUUGUUCUUACAAGACCUUGUUCUUACAAGGUCCUGUUCUGACAAGGUCUUGUUCUUACAAGGUCUUGUUCUUAUAAGACCUUCUUAUAAGGUACACUUAAAAACUGAUGUAGGGUAAAUAAAUUUACUAUGGUCUUCAUUCAGAAGGCACAUUGAACACCUCAUUACAAAAAAUCACAUAAAAUGCCAUUCAAGUUUCCUUCAAAUUAUUGGUUGGUCAUGAACAAUUAACAAUGAUACCUAAGAAGAUUUUGCCUUAUUGGUGUAUAGAAAACAUGUUAAACAGGUUCUUCAUUGGGACAUCUUGCU